AUGGCUGUUCUUCCUCUGGUUUUCUUGUGCAUCCUCGCGCUGGUUCUCCCAGGUGAGUCUGUGCUGUCGGUGGUGGGCGUCACGUUCCACGUAAACAACAAGUGCCCCUUCCCGGUGUGGCCGGCGGCGGCGCCGAACGCCGGCCACCCCGUGGUCGCCGACGGCGGCUUCUUCCUCCCGCCCGGCCAGUCGAAGCGCGUCAGUGCGCCGGCCACCUGGAACGGCCGCAUCUGGGGCCGCACCGGCUGCGACUUCGCGGGCGCCAACGGCGGAUGCCUGACCGGCGACUGCGGCGGACGUCUCGCCUGCAACGGGUCCAUCGGCGCCCCGCCCGCCACGCUCGUGGAGGUGAACCUGCACGAGGACCCGAGCAAGGGGAGCUCCUACGACGUGAGCGUGGUGGACGGGUACAACCUCCCGGUGGCCGUGUGGACCAGGCCGGCGAACCGCAGCAGCAAGUGCUUCAUCGCCGGGUGCGCCAAGGACAUGAACGCGCUGUGCCCGCCGGAGCUGCAGGUGAGGAGCGGCGGGAGCGGGAAGGGCAAGACGACGGUGGUGGCGUGCAGGAGCGCGUGCCUGGCGUUCGGACUGGACGCCUUCUGCUGCCGCGGCGCGUACGGCACGGCGGAGACGUGCCGGGGCAGCGUCUACUCGCGCCUCUUCAGGGACGCCUGCCCUGGCUACUACAGCUACGCGUACGACCAGGCCGCCGCCGCGGCGCGCUGCUACGCUCCGGAAUACGUGGUCACCUUCUGCCCGUCCAAAUGGGGCGCCGCGCCUGAUCGUGUGGCCCAGCUUUGA
Molecule: messenger RNA, 801 nt
Organism: Lolium rigidum
Lineage: Eukaryota; Viridiplantae; Streptophyta; Magnoliopsida; Poales; Poaceae
Product: thaumatin-like protein
Exons: 2
Coding region: 1-801 (266 amino acids)
Biological process (GO): defense response
Cellular component (GO): extracellular region
Source: RefSeq, a predicted model, not a curated record